GUUUAAAGAUUAUGUCCUGUUCCGGCGGAUCAUCUUGCAUCAGAGAGCGGGUAAUCGAUGACAACAUGAAGUUCCCGUUAUUUCGAGCUUUCCUGCUUCUGAAUUGACUCUUAUACUCAUCUACUCAUAAUCUCAAGAUGUUCUAGUAGAUGGGAAUGACAGGACAAUAUAAUGUUAUCUCCACGGCCCGACUGUAGCAUGAGGACUGCUGCACCAUGGACUGUGCUCCCAAUUCUGUGUGACCUUACGUCAAGCUGUCAUGUCGCUGAUUCAGCUUAGGUCAGGACUCUUCAUGGCUGUCUCAAUAGCUGUGCUGUUUGUGCUGUUCCUGCUGGUUAAUUUUGGACGCCUGACGUUACAACAUGACGCGGGGAUGGAUCAUGGCGAAGGGCUCAUCCAGGAGGUGUGGCGGCAGGAGCAGCAGCGACCAGGGAGGAGUAAGGUUUUGUAUGGAGUCAUGAUUGAUGCUGGAAGCACAGGAAGUCGCCUGCACGUCUUCAAGUUCCAAAGAACAGUGAAGGUAAGAUUUGACAUCAGACUGGUGACGGAGAAGUUUGAGUCCAUCAAGCCAGGACUUUCCUCGUAUGCCGACAACCCCGAGGAGGGUGCUGCCAGUGUGCAGGGUCUGGUGCAGAUUGCUGAGGAAGUUGUGCCUGCAGCCGUGCAGAGGAACACUCCUAUAGCCCUGAAGGCCACCGCUGGACUCCGCAUGUUACCUGAGGACAAGGCUCAGACACUGCUCGAUAAGGUACAGAAAGUGUUUGAGGCAUCCCCCUUCCUGGUGAGAAAGGACAGUGUUGUCAUCAUGAAUGGGUUAGAUGAAGGUCUGUUUGCGUGGUUUACCAUCAACUUUUUAAUAGGUGCCCUCAGAUCUUCAGAAAAUGACUCCACCCAAGGAGCAUUAGAUCUGGGCGGGGGAUCCACACAAAUCACAUUUUCUCCAAGGGAUAGCGAAACGUUAAGGUCAUCCCCUGAGGGCUUUGUGAGGCCUGUUGAUAUAUUUCACAAGACGUAUAUGUUGUAUGUACAUAGCUAUCUUGGGUUUGGUCUAAUGGCAGCCAGGCUAAGGAUGAUGGGAAUGGAGACUGAGGACAUCAACAGAAACCCUGUCAAGGGGAGCCUGACAAGUGCCUGUCUGCCUAUCGGCUUCCAGGGGGCCUUUGAGCACUCGGGCGUGGAGUACGAUGUCUCAGGGCUGCCCCCAGGGGAGGCAGUUGGGUCAUGUUGGACAGCUGCACUAGCAAUGGUCAGCAGGCAGGUCCACCAGCCAGAGGAAGUCAGACAAGAGCCUUUCUAUGCAUGUUCCUACUACUUUGACAGAGCAAAAGAGUCUGGCAUGAUAGGUGAGGAAGGUGGAAGUUUGAAGGUUUCUGAGUUCAAGCAGAGAGCAGAAGAAGUGUGCAGGAGGCCACUGCCAGAGUACCCUUUCAUGUGUAUGGACCUGUGCUACAUCAGCGCACUUCUACAGGAGGGCUACGGCUUCAAGCCAAACAACGUACUUAUGCUGAGGAAAAAGAUUGAUGGUGUGGAGGCGAGUUGGGCGCUGGGAGCAACCAUCCGCAUGCUGAGCUGACGACACUUGUAGCCAGGAGCCUGCAGCACAAUCCGACUUGGGAAUUUUACAGAACAGCACAGGGCUGAUCAACCUUUGUACAGAACCACACAGCACAGCUAGCAGGACUGUACAGAACCACACAGCACAGGACUGUUCAUGCUCUGUACAGAACCACACAGCACAGGACUGUUCAUACUCUGUACAGAACCAAACAGCACAGGACUGUUCACCCUCUGUACAGCACACAGCUCGCCAUGGUGAUAGAGUGCACACAAGAACACUGGGGAGUCCUAGUACCAAUGGUUGCCAUGGUGAUAGAACGUUGUUCAGCAGUAGGGCAACUCUAUACACUAGACCAAAAGGCAGGCCACUGGUUCCCACAGUGGUUGGACUCUCACAUGUCCAGUAAAUCACUCAGGGUAGAUUGGGAAGGACUCUGGCUGCUUUCUCCCUGCCAUGUGUAAUCCUGGGAGGCAGAACAAUGUGCUCUGCAACUCCAGAGUAGUGAAUACACUUGGCAUUCUGGAUUUCUGUAUGGACCUGGAUAAAAUCCAGCUAUUUCAUGCUCCUGACAAUUUUUCUUAAUGUUUCAACUUGUCUUCUGCUUGUUAGAGUGAAUUAGAGUUAAAAGUCUGGUAUGUACAAAAUGUAUUUUGUAAAAAAAAAAGUUAAUAGAUUUGUAAUUAUUUAU
This is a messenger RNA of Branchiostoma belcheri (Belcher's lancelet), 2246 nucleotides long. RefSeq names its product ectonucleoside triphosphate diphosphohydrolase 5-like. Gene Ontology annotation, molecular function: GDP phosphatase activity; UDP phosphatase activity. Gene Ontology annotation, biological process: nucleoside diphosphate catabolic process. Gene Ontology annotation, cellular component: membrane. NCBI's taxonomy places the organism in Eukaryota, Metazoa, Chordata, Leptocardii, Amphioxiformes, Branchiostomatidae. The record is from RefSeq and is a predicted model, not a curated record.